UUAGUCUGUAAUUUAUAAGAAACGACAAAUGGAAUUUAGCUCUCCCGUCUUCUGUUAACAGGUUUGACCAUUUCUACAUUCCGUAGAUACGGCGAAAUGCUAGCUAAGAGGGAAUAACAAACCAUUCCGCGGGAAGAUUUUUCAGCUCGCUGUCAUAGAGGUGUAGUUGAUAAAGUCAUACGAAUAUGAGUCUUUGGGUGGACAAAUACCGACCGACAUCUCUCGGCAAACUCGACUACCACAAAGACCAAGCGUCACAACUGAAAAAUCUGGUUCAAUGUGGCGACUUCCCCCACUUGCUGGUGUACGGUCCUUCAGGCGCGGGCAAGAAGACUCGAAUCAUGUGUCUGCUGAGGGAGCUCUACGGCCCCGGCGUGGAAAAGCUUCGCAUCGAGCACCAAACUAUCGUGGCUCCCUCCAAGAAGAAGAUUGAGAUCAACACCAUAGCCAGCAACUACCACCUGGAAGUCAACCCCAGUGAUGCAGGCAACCAAGACCGCGUGGUGAUCCAGGAGUUGAUCAAGACCAUGGCUCAGUCGCAGCAGAUCCAGUCUAGCACGCAGCGAGAGUUUAAAGUGGUGCUGCUUACCGAAGUGGACCGGCUGACCAAGGACGCCCAGCAUGCUUUGAGGCGCACCAUGGAGAAGUACAUGUCCACCUGCCGCCUGGUGCUCUGCUCCACUUCUACCUCUAAGGUCAUCGGGCCAAUACGCAGCCGUUGCCUUGCUGUCCGCGUUCCCCUGCCCAGUACAGAGGAGGUGUGUCACGUCCUUACGUCAGUGUGCAAAAAAGAGGGACUUAUUCUUCCGACCGAGCUGGCCAAACGGAUCAGUGACAAGUCGGGGCGCAACCUUCGCAAAGCUCUGCUGAUGUGCGAGGCCUGCAGGGUGCAGCAGUACCCGUUCUCGCCGGACCAGGACGUCACAGAAACUGACUGGGAGCUGUUUCUCCGCGAAACUGCCAACGCCAUCGUCAGCCAGCAGACCCCGCAGAGACUGUUUGAGGUGAGAGGUCGUCUGUACGAGCUGCUGACUCACUGCAUCCCUGCUGACAUUAUCAUGAAGGGUUUGGUGAGGGAGCUUCUGAACAACUGUGACGGGCACCUGAAGCCAGAGGUGGCGCAGAUGGCGGCGUACUACGAGCAUCGACUGCAGCUGGGCAAUAAAGCCAUCUACCACCUGGAGGCCUUCACCGCCAAGUUCAUGGCAAUCUACAAGAAGUUCAUGGAAGACGGCAUGGACGCCAUGAUGUUCUGAGGGUGGACUCGCGCACAUGUUCAUAUUAAAAGUACUUGUUGAUAUUGACGUUUUUUGGAUAUGUAUUUAAUACACAACAAUCACAAUGCUUAAAUUGAAGUUAAAACCAUAGCUAACAAUUUGAAAAUCCUGAAAUAAAAACAUGAAAAAUAAGAAUAUAAAGGAGUUUAUCAUGAGUAGAUGCAGGGCUGUCAACAGAGUUGCAGGGGCCCGUGGACAAGAGACCAUUAUAGGGCCCCCAUGCCCCUGCCACCGGCUUGUCACGACAACAUACGCAGUACUUUUAAUGCUUUGCAAGCAAUGACAGUGUAAAAUGUCAAAUUAUCUAAUGUGAGAUGGAUAGUUAAGGUCGAGUUAUGCUUCCGCGUCUGACCUGCACCGUCAAGGAAGACCCGAUUUACGACCCUGCGCCAUAACCUGACGUGUUCCUAUUGAAUUUUCAAACCCUAGCGUCACGUCGACGCAUAUGACGUGGCGGAAAUGUACCGAGAUUGGUCGGCUCAGGCUGUUGUUUCCGGUUCAGCGCGAAAUCACCGCCAUUGUAGAAUAGAAUCAAACAUUAUUUUUCUACUUGCAAAAAUGGACCAAGCCGACGGGAGUAUCAUCGAAGAGCAAGUCUCAUCAAGACAUAAAGAUUGCCAAAUGGCAAGGUCAGCAAUUGAAUAAAAAAAAAAAAAAUGGAAGAACCACGGAGAAGUGUGUGUUCGGAAUCGAGUACACCACACGAAGCGGUGACCCAGUCGGCCAACAACUGCCAGCUUUUUAUCACUUUAUGUCGUAUUUUGGGUUGGUGCACUUCCUCAUUUAAUGUGUACAUAUGUUUGCUGUGAGUCUGUGACAUAUUUUCGUGUCACACUUCAAGUAUCUGAAGAAUAAAGCACAGGUUUGGUGCCAAAAGAGUUGUUUUGAUGUGUAAUUUUUAACAAAAGACAGUUCACACACGAUACAUCAUCACUGAUUGAGAGUGCCUUGGUGCUUUUAUGAUAACGUUAACAUUAAGGCUUCCAACGCAGUUUGGAAAGUUCAAUAGACGCCAGAAAUCUGCUAUGGCCUCCCACUGGCUGGUUGUAAAACACGGCAAACAAAUCGGGCUAGAGGCCUU
Molecule: messenger RNA, 2358 nt
Organism: Corythoichthys intestinalis (scribbled pipefish)
Lineage: Eukaryota; Metazoa; Chordata; Actinopteri; Syngnathiformes; Syngnathidae
Gene: rfc3
Product: replication factor C (activator 1) 3
Exons: 9
Coding region: 186-1256 (356 amino acids)
Biological process (GO): DNA repair; DNA-templated DNA replication
Cellular component (GO): nucleus; DNA replication factor C complex
Molecular function (GO): DNA clamp loader activity; DNA binding; ATP hydrolysis activity
Source: RefSeq, a predicted model, not a curated record